Molecule: messenger RNA, 2178 nt
Organism: Priapulus caudatus
Lineage: Eukaryota; Metazoa; Priapulida; Priapulimorpha; Priapulimorphida; Priapulidae
Product: G patch domain-containing protein 11-like
Exons: 10
Coding region: 36-836 (266 amino acids)
Cellular component (GO): kinetochore
Molecular function (GO): nucleic acid binding
Source: RefSeq, a predicted model, not a curated record
CAAUAAUAGUUCAGUUGUUCGUCCGACGUCUGGCAAUGAAUAAGGCAGAUACCGAUAGUGAUGACGACUAUAUGUCAGAUGCAGUGCUUGCUAUGUGUGAGGACAAAAGACCUGGCCUUGUCAGUCGAAAUCAAGCUAGGUUCAAUCAAACUGAAACCAAAUCACACAAAUCUGCAAUAAAGAAUACAGUAAAAAGCAAGAAACAGCAAGAGAGAGAAAUGAGGGACUCUGGUCUGAGCAAAGCCAUUACUCAGGAUAACAAGGGCUUUGCACUUCUUCAAAAAAUGGGAUAUCAACCUGGCAUGGCUCUUGGGAGAGAUGCUAGUAAAGGCAGGUUAGAACCAGUGGGUAUACAAAUUAAAGCAGGUAGAGGAGGACUGGGACAAGAAACUGCUAUAAAAGAGAGGCAAGUUGAGGUAGAAACAAUGAGAGCGAGCUGGAAAGGAAAACGAAAAAUGAUGGAUCAGAACCUUAAGGAGGAAUUUAUGAAAAAGCAAAGGGGAAAGUUAGAAGACAGAGACAUAGAAAGGGACUUAAAACAGAGUCAACUAGUCUGUUAUCAACUAGAUGAACGUGAGGAGGUCGACGUUCCUGUAGAACCAUGGUUUUGGCCUGCAGUUAUCAUGAAGGGUGAAGAGGAAGAAGAGGAUGAUGUUGAUGAGGAAGAUGAAGCUAAGGAGGAAAGCACAGAUAUUGAGCCAAAAGAAAAAUUAGAGUAUCUGACUUGCUACCUCAGAAAUAGACAUACCUACUGCCUCUGGUGUGGCACAACAUAUACAGAUCAAGAAGACAUGAAGCAGAAUUGUCCUGGCGAUACAGCGAUAGCACACAAAUAGCUACAGAACAACUGAUUGAGGAAAUCUUGCAGAUGGCACACUGAUCACACGAUGGCUAACUGGGGACAGGACUUGGGCGUGUGUCACAGCCCACUGACGUCAGAUAAUGAGCUGAGGAAGACGAGGCGCACGUUUAGUCUCGAUCAACUGCAGCAGGGCUUCCAGCAGAGGCAACUGCAGGAGAAGGAACGGAAGCUAUCAGAGAUGUACGACAACCACACAAGGAGGGCGAUGGAGAAGACUCUUGGUAGUCCCUACCAAGGCAUUAUGAGGAGGGCCAACUCUACUAAUAGUUUAUCAAAAGGCUAUGUUCGGCAGUUUUUUCUGGAGCGCAGAGAAAUGGAGCAAAGAGGCGUUGGCCCCAUACCCCCUAUAGACUGGCAUUUCAAGAUGAACAAACAGAAAGUUAAAAACGUGAACGCUGAGUCGCUACCUAGUUCUUCAAGGACUACCCCAGAGGUGCUGCCACCAAUCCACACACACGCCCCAAGCAAUUCGAUAGCACGUCCGCAGUUGCAUGGCGGGUUAAUAUCACCAGACUCGGUGUCCAUCGCAAGAACGUUGCAAUCAACAGUUGCUGGGCCAGCCAGUGGCAUGAACUUGACAUCGAAUUUCACACAGCCGAGGGAGAUGCGAAGCCAGAGGCAGCGUCAGUACCAGCAGGGUGGCAGAUAAGCAUGUUUACACCUGGCGUAUGCACGUGCUGUUAGCUUUUAAUUGGGCUAUGGUGGAUAGAAGAACUUUGACCUCCCAGAAUGAAUGCCCUAUGUAAAGAUACUCGCUUCUGGAAAAACCAUAGUUAGCAAGAGUUAGUAACAAAACAUGUUUCAAAACUUUGUUUGCAAGUCGAUCAUUUUGGAAAUCAAUGAAAUGAAAUUUCAUUCAAUUGAAAGUGUGGUUUGUUUCGUAUGUGCCUGUCAUAGUUCAUAUCUCCUGUUUUUGUGCAUUAAAUUAAUAACAGUGUUGUGCAAGUUUUAAUGUACUGCAGGGAAAGGUUAAUUUCUCUAUGUAUAUAAAUACUGACACAAUGCAAUACAACUGACGUCAUGUCACUAAAGUUGUGUUUUACACAUUAGUGAUUCGGCCAUUAAGUUUCAUCGAUCAUCAGUUGAUUCACAAUUAAAUUUCAGCGCUAUGACAAACUGUCAGUUAAAAGAUUGAUAGCUGUUGUUAUGGGGUUAAUUACGAGGUGAUGAUCUUGAUGCGUGAUAAAUAUACAUGAUAAAGAUGUGUUCGCAAUCGGUGACUUGCACAGUUUCAUUAUCUGAAAGUAAGUAUUUUAUACAUGGACUAACAGUAAUCUGCAAAAAGAUAAUGAAUAAUGAACUACUGCGAAGAGCAA